AUGGAUAACAAUAUUGUAAUAAAAAAAUAAUGGUUCAUAAAAUCUUCAACAACAAAAAUUGAAGAUGCUUAUGAAUUUGAUCAUAAAAAGGUAUUAAAAUGAAGUGAUUGAAAAGCUACUUGGUUAAGGGACUUAUGGUUAGGUUGUAAAAGCUAAACUAAAGGGUUCAAAAUAUUAUAGAGCUAUAAAAAUUAUACCAAAGAGUAAAGUUAGAAAUCCUGACCGUUUUAGACGAGAGAUAGAAAUAAUGCGAAAUUUAGUAUGAAUAACAGAAUAUAUAAUUAGGAUCAUCCAAAUAUCAUAAAAUUAUAUGAGACUUUUGAAGAUGCUAGAAAUGUAUAUUUAGUAAUGGAGUAAUAAUUAUAAUGAUUUUAGAUUAUGUGAAGGAGGUGAACUAUUUGAUAAGAUUAUUGAUAAAGGUCAUUUUUCUGAGAAUGAAGCAAGAAUCACAAUUUUGUAAAUAAUGUAAGCUGUUAACUAUUGUCAUUAAAAUGGAAUAUGUCAUAGAGAUUUGAAACCUGAAAAUUUUUUAUUAUUAACAAAGGCUGAUGAUUCACCUUUAAAAGUGAUAGAUUUUGGUUUAUCAGUUAUAUUCCAUGAUAAUCAUGUUGAAAAAUUGACAUAAGGAAAAGUUAGUAUGACAACUAGAGCAGGAACACCAUAUUAUAUAUCCCCUGAGAUUUUAGACGGUAAAUAUGAUGAAUCUUGUGAUAUAUGGUCAGCUGGAGUAAUUCUAUAUAUACUAUUAUCUGGAGUACCUCCAUUUUAUGGAAAUACAGAUCCAGAGAUAUUAGAUGCCGUUAAAAAAGGCAUUUUCACAUUUAAUAGUAUUUUAUCAGAAUAUUAUUUAGUUCCUGAAUUUAAAAAGGUUUCUGAAGGUGCUAAAGAUUUGAUUUCAAAAAUGAUAUGUAAGCCAGAUAAACGUAUAAAAUCUCAUGAAGUUCUUUAACACCCAUGGAUGAAAUAAUAAACAGCUGCUGGUUCAUUUUUAAGCGUUAAUUACUAAUCAUUAAAGAAUUUUACAAAUUUUAAUAAAUUAAAAAAGGUUAAGAUCAUAACUAUUAUUAUUUAGGUUACUCUAACUUAUAUAGCUUCUUAAUUAUCAGAAUAAGAAAUUNAUAAUAAACUUUUUUUAAUUUUAUUUUGA
Messenger RNA from Paramecium sonneborni, 1147 nucleotides. NCBI's taxonomy places the organism in Eukaryota, Ciliophora, Oligohymenophorea, Peniculida, Parameciidae. The record is from the annotation of a GenBank genome assembly.